Molecule: messenger RNA, 787 nt
Organism: Racocetra persica
Lineage: Eukaryota; Fungi; Glomeromycota; Glomeromycetes; Diversisporales; Gigasporaceae
Source: the annotation of a GenBank genome assembly
UCAUCCAAGAUUAGAUAAUGACCCUCCCCCUCCUGAUCUGGAUCCUAGUCAAUAUGACGCUCCUGCACCUACCUCUCCGACUGAUGCAAACACAGAAGUUGUUAAACCUACUUUGCCUACUGUACCUCCAUAUGGUAGUAGCCAACCUGAACAAUACUUUAGUGGUGGUGUACCCCCUUCUCCUCCUCCUGACCGAUACGGCCAAUACAGCCAAUACUAUACUGGUCAAUCAUCUCCUCCACCAGGACAACAAGCCUCAUAUGGAGGCGUUCCUCCAAGAACUUCAUCUCCACCACAAAGUCAACAUCCAUCAUAUUAUAGUGUUAGUAGUUCUCAACCAAUUUUACCUCCAUCUUCGGGUGAUGAUGUUUCAGGUCGUUACUCACAGCAAUAUUCUUCUGGACAAUUUGGUGGAAUACCUGAACAGGAACAAACUAGUAUGCCAUUACCAGUACCAACUCCAGCCGAAUAUCAACAACAUAGUUAUCCAAUUCAAUACCAGCAAGGUUAUCUACCACCUCAACAAGGUUAUCAAGGUUAUCCUCCACAAGGUUAUCAUCCACAGGGUUAUCCUUCACAGGAUUAUCCUUCACAAGGUUAUCCUCCACAAGGUUAUCCACCACCUCAACAAGGUUAUCAAGGUUAUCUACCACCUCAACAAGGUUAUCAAGGUUAUCCACAAGGUUAUCCCUCACGUGAUUCACAAAGUUACCCUCUACAACGUGAUUCACAAGGUCGACCUCCACAAGAUCACUCACAACGUCAAAACACUUCUGGCAAUCAAUAA